Oikopleura dioica is the source of this 933-nucleotide messenger RNA. Lineage: Eukaryota; Metazoa; Chordata; Appendicularia; Copelata; Oikopleuridae. The record is from the annotation of a GenBank genome assembly.
AUGAAUCGGCUGGCAGCAGCGUUGGAAACCUCGAAGUUAUUGCCGAAGAGCUGGAACUAUCCGAGCCAAGUGGACGACUCGCGACUCUCCGAACGCUCGAAGAAGAUAUUGAAGAAGUUCGAAAAGUUGGACGAAACAGGCAAGCGAUUGCCUGCGAGUCUGAUGUCGGAGCGGGUCCACGCCUUCCACUUUGAAUACGAGAAGACGGUGGCGGAGCUGAUGGAAGUCCUCUCGGACAAGGGCAUCGAGAAGAAUGGAGGCAACCAACUACUUGCGUUCGCCAUAUUUAAUCCGUAUAGUGGCGGAUAUAGAAUCCUGAUGAAGCAGACGAGCUUUCGGGCUGAACUCCUGCUGCAAUCUCCAGGCUAUUGGCCGAGAGACUCCAACUAUCCUGGGGACCAUCAAUACUCCCGUGACCUGAACCGAUCGGUCCGAAUGCAGUCGGCGAUUGAAGGUGGUACUCUUGAGGUGACAGUGAGCUCUGACGCGGCUAGCCGAUCGUCGGAGGAGGCGUUGGGACUGCUGUCAUCAUCGGAGGAGUUGCCAACGAUGGCGGAGCUGUCGAUUGUGAAAGGAUCCGGGGAUAUUGAAGCGGAGGAACCGAGCACGUCAGGGUUGAAGACAUUCUCUCGAAACGGAUCGACGAGGAAAUCCGACAAGCGAAAGCGGGAGCAACUGGAUUCAACCUUGACAACGUCAGCUAAGAAGCAGAAGAAGAGAGAGCCACUCAAAGUUACUACAUUCUUCGAGAAGAAUUCGUCGUCGGACGGUGGCAGUGACUUCAAUGAUGAAACUUUCGAUCAUUUGGUCGUAGUUAGCUCUGAAGAAGAGAAAGCGCCAAAGAAGAAGGUGCUUCCACGACCGAAGGUGCUGUCUAAGAUCGUCCGACCGUACAAUAAGAAGAGAGCCGAGAAGAAGAAGUCAAAGAAGUAG